Molecule: messenger RNA, 1215 nt
Organism: Penicillium diatomitis
Lineage: Eukaryota; Fungi; Ascomycota; Eurotiomycetes; Eurotiales; Aspergillaceae
Product: putative translation factor pelota
Exons: 3
Coding region: 1-1215 (404 amino acids)
Biological process (GO): nuclear-transcribed mRNA catabolic process, non-stop decay; nuclear-transcribed mRNA catabolic process, no-go decay; RNA surveillance
Cellular component (GO): cytoplasm
Source: RefSeq, a predicted model, not a curated record
AUGCGCUUAAUCAAGAACAAAAUCGAGCAUGGCGGCUCCGGUGAAGUCACACUUUGCCCCGAAGAGCCUGAAGACAUGUGGCAUGCAUACAACCUGAUCCGCCCAGGUGAUCUUCUCCGCGCCAGCGCAAUCCGACGAGUCACAACCGUGCAAGAUACGGGCUCGACAUCCUCUGCCCGUGUGCACCUCAAUCUGGUCAUCAGAGUGAAAAACCUCGAUUUCGACCCACAAAGCUCUCAGCUGCACGUCUCCGGUCAGAUUAUCAAUGAGACCGCACAUACCAAGAUUGGGCAAUUCCACACCUUGGACCUCGAGCUCAAUCGCAACUUCACUCUCGAGAAGGAGGUUGGCGCGGACGGCGAGGGUGUCGGGUGGGACAGUGUCGCGGUCGAACAGCUCAAGGAUGCGGUCGACGAGGGAGGCAAGCGACGGGCCGAGGCUGUCGCGGUUGUGAUGCAGGAGGGACUGGCUCACAUUUGCUUUAUCGGACAAUUCCAAACGAUAAUGAAGCAAAAAGUGGAGAUGUCGGUACCGCGCAAGAGGCAAGGUGGUGGCGAUCAUGAUAAGGGAAUGAACAAAUUCUAUCGUGUAACCCUUGAGACACUCCUACGCCAGAUGGACUUUAAUACAAGCAUAACAUCUGGGACAAAUACCGACGGCGUGCGACCGGUUCUACUCGCGUCCCCCGGCUUUGUAGCAGCGGGCUUUCACAAAUACAUUCAAUCUGAAGCGGCCACCACGACACCCGGAUUAAAGCGCCUCCUCCCCAGCAUUGUGGUUGUGCAUUCGGCGUCGGGAUAUCUCAACUCUCUAUCAGAAGUUCUCCAGUCGCCUGCCGUCAAGACGCUUCUCGCAGAUACCAAGUAUGCCCGAGAGACCAAGCUCAUGGAUGACUUCCUGGAUCAACUACGUAAGGAGACAAACAAAGCCACCUACGGUCCACGAGAGGUCGAGUCGGCAGUCGACCAAGGCGCCGUGGGUCGUGGUGGUGGUGUUCUCCUCGUCUCGAAUAAGUUGUUCCGGUCGCAAGACGUCGCGGAGCGGAAACGAUGGGUCUCUUUGGUAGAUCGAGUGCGAGACGUCGAGGGCGGCGAGGUGCGAGUGCUGAGUUCCGAUCACGAGAGUGGGAAACGCCUCGAGGGUCUUGGAGGCAUUGCCGCGCUUCUCACCUUUCCCGUCGUGGAUGAGGAUCUGGACUCGGAUGCUGAAAAUUGA